Messenger RNA from Maudiozyma barnettii, 645 nucleotides. RefSeq lists its product as uncharacterized. The record is from RefSeq and is a predicted model, not a curated record. Bases 1 to 645 code for a protein of 214 amino acids. NCBI's taxonomy places the organism in Eukaryota, Fungi, Ascomycota, Saccharomycetes, Saccharomycetales, Saccharomycetaceae. The transcript has a single exon.
AUGGAAGGUGCGAACAGUCAAACAGAUACAGAAUUUGACGAUAUUUCUUCAUUCUCAUCUGUCGAUUCAUACAAACCUGAACCAUUUACAGGUGUUGAAGAUGGUACUAAGAAAAACACUACAAACAACGAUUUAGUAAGAAAUGAUACUGUACUAAGUAAUAGACAUUCCGGUGAAUCUCAUAAUAUAGAUAGAACUGGAAGUCGAGAUCAUUCCGAUGUACAUUCAAAGGUAAGUAAUACUACAUUGAAAAAACUAGAUUCAAAUGCUGUAGAAAAAGUAGUAACACAUAACGCUCUUAAUGAUCAAUCUGAAACAGUGGAUUCAUUAAGGGCAAAAGGGUCUGAUUUAGAAAAAGCUGCUCUCCCUGAUAUUAACUCCCCACUUACACAUGCACCAGAUGAUUCAAAAUUUCCAGAAGAAUAUGCUAUUGAGACCAACACAGGUUUGGUAAAAAUGAAAACUAUAGAAACCUUGAAGAAAGAAGACACAAGAGUCUCUGGAGGAAGCACAAAGGAACAGGAAAAAAACGAAGCUGCUAGGAUGCAAGUCACCAUUGAAAAAAAUCGUAAAGAUAUUGAGAAAUAUCAGAAACAUAAGAAAGAAAAAGGUGUUAAAGGGUUCUUUCAUAGAAUGUUCGAUUAA